AUGCAACCGUCUUGGCACCGGGGUUUGCAUGGGGACGUGCACGAGGAUUUGCACCAGGAUUCGAGAGCAGACAGGCACCGGGUUUUGCACAAGGAUUUGCACCGAGGAAGGCGGCGGGAGUUGCGACCGGCGUGGCAGCAGGGUUUGCACGAGGAUUUGCAUGAGGACUUGCGGGGAGAGGGCGAUCAGGAUUCGCCGCCGUCUUGGCACCGGGGUUUGCACGGCGACGCGCACGGGGAUUCGCACAAGGAUCUGCGCCCAGGCAGGCACCGGGGUUCGCACGAGGGUUUGCACGAGGGUUUGCACGAGGACUUGCGCCAUGACAGCGAUCGGGAUUUGCAGCCGUCUUGGCACCAGGGUUUGCACGAGGAUUUGCACGAGGAUUUGCACCGAGGAAGGCAGCGGGCGUUGCAGCCGGCGUGGCGGCAGGCUUCGCGGGGGGACUUGCACGAGGAUUCGCACGAGGAUUCGCCCCAGGAUUUGCACCCAGACGAGCACCGGGCUCCGCACCAGGAUUUGCACCAGGAUUUGCACCAGCGCCGAGACGGCGACCGGGCUUCGCCACCGCCUUGGCGCUGGGCUUUGCACGGGGACUCGCACGAGGCUUCGCACGAGGCUUCGCCCAGCUCACCGCUGGCGCCUGCCGCGUACGGUGACUCCCCCCCUGACCCUUAUGGGGACCAGGACCCUGACAUCUAUGGGGACCCCUAUAUGGACCUGGGGGACCCCGACACCUAUGGGGGCCCCUAUACGGGCCCGGCCCCCCCCUAUAGGGAUGGGGACCCCACCACGGGGCUGUGGGACCCUGAAACGGAGCCCUGGGACCCCGACAUCUAUGGGGACCACUAUAUGGACCCCUAUGGGGACGAGGACCCCGAAAGGGGGCCCUGGGACCCCUAUACGCCUCCGUCGGACCCCUAUGGAGACGAGGACCCGGAGCCUGGGAGCCUGCACUUGGGGACCCCCAGACUGAGCCCCAGGAGCCCUAUAGGACCUGGGACCCCCAGACUGAUCCCAGGGACCCCUAUAGACUUGGGGACCCCCAGAUUGACCCCAGGGACCCCUAUAGCACCCAGGACCCCCAAGCUGACCCCAGGGACCCCUAUAGAGCCAGGCUCCCCCCAAGUCGACUGCCCUGUGCUUUGCUGCUGGCCUUACUCACUGCCCUUUGGCAUCCGAGACCCCCACUAUUUCAUGGUCAUGACAGCCAAGGCUGAUGCUGAUUAUGGCAUCCCUGACCAGCUCUUCCUUGUUUGUCAGGACGAAAUGCAGAGCAAGAAGGACUCCUUGGGAGCCCAUUGCAGAGUCCCUGCUCCCAAUGGCCCCUUCAGCCAGCAAAAUGAGGAGCUCAAGUGA
Molecule: messenger RNA, 1356 nt
Organism: Nipponia nippon (crested ibis)
Lineage: Eukaryota; Metazoa; Chordata; Aves; Pelecaniformes; Threskiornithidae
Source: RefSeq, a predicted model, not a curated record